Messenger RNA from Colias croceus (clouded yellow), 827 nucleotides. RefSeq lists its product as uncharacterized. The record is from RefSeq and is a predicted model, not a curated record. The transcript has 2 exons. Bases 163 to 408 code for a protein of 81 amino acids. NCBI's taxonomy places the organism in Eukaryota, Metazoa, Arthropoda, Insecta, Lepidoptera, Pieridae.
GUCAAACUGGACGAAACAACAAGCUUUCGCAUCAAUCAAAUUUGAAAUUCAAAACCUUUUCAAAACCAUUUAUUUCCGUCCCUGAAUGAAAUCACACAAACAAUUACUAUAAUCAUAUAAACAGUUAUUAUCCAAAUUGUAAAUAAGUCAUUGACGUUAAAAAUGACUUCCAUGCAGUCAGAUUCCGAGUCUAACGUGAGUGGUUUUAUAAGUUAUAGCGACAAAAAUUUCAAGUACCUUUACACAUCUAUGAUUGAGAACAUGGAACUUAUAAAUCAAGAUUUGUUACAAAUAGAAAAAAACAUGAAGAACAUUGUGCAGCAGUCCGGGCCACUGGAAAGUCAGUUAAAUGCGUUAUUGCAAACUUUACCAAGACCAAACAUAGCUAUGCCCAUGGAAACAGAGUAAAUUAAAGUGUAAAUUCAAAUAAGCAAUCCAUUUUAGUUGAUAAGUUUAUCUAGAUAAUUCAAAAAUAAUAUAUAAUAAAAAAAACUGUACAAACAUGGUGUGGAUAAAGUGUUUUUUACAAUUAAUGUAAUAUUUUAUGGUCCUUUAAAUUAAGAUAUUACUGGUAAUAUUAAAAUAAAAGAGAUGGAUUUUGUAUUCAGAACAACAUUGCAAUAAAUUAUUAUCGUCCAUAAUAAUGUAUGUAUUGUUAUAUUAUACUGAUAUACUUAUGUUUAGAAAAAUUAAACAUAUUUUUUAUGGAAUUUAUAAGAUAUUGCCAGUUUUCAUGUAUUGUAAGCCUGAAUAUAUAGUCCAUAGUAGGAAAUUAACAUUUUUUUGUUGUCUCUUUAUAUUUACAGUAAAAUUGAUUUAAAAGGAAA